UUUUUUUUUUUUUUAAAUAACCCCACGCCGACUCGUCACGCUUCUCCGUGGAAGUGUGGCAGCUGCUUGUGUUUGGUGGUCACUCGUGUGUCUAAUAGUUGUACAGUUGUAGUACAAUACAGACUAUUGAGAUGCUGCUGUACGUGGCCGUCGUGGUUGUCAUGUUGGCGCUGUGGACCAAAGUCAAAGGUGUCGACUACGUGCUGGUUCACCAGCGGUGGAUUUUUGUUUGUUUGUUCCUGUUGCCUCUCUCCGUUGUCUUCGACGUGUAUUUCUACCUGAGAGCGUGGAUCAUAUUCAAGGUGUGCUCGGCGCCCAAAAUGCACGAGCAGCGCGUGCGCGACAUCCAGCGACAGGUGCGUGAGUGGAGGAAAGAGGGCGGCAAGAGCUUCAUGUGCACGGGUCGACCCGGCUGGCUGACUGUGUCUCUGCGAGUGGGCAAAUACAAGAAAACACACAAGAACAUCACUAUCAAUAUGAUGGACAUUCUGGAGGUGGACACCAAGAAGCAGGUGGUGAGAGUCGAGCCCCUGGCCAACAUGGGUCAGGUGACUGCCCUUCUCAACUCCAUUGGCUGGACCCUGCCAGUGCUCCCGGAGCUGGAUGACCUCACUGUGGGUGGUUUGGUGAUGGGCACCGGCAUCGAGUCGUCCUCUCAUAUUUACGGCCUCUUUCAGCACAUCUGCGUGGCCUUCGAGCUGGUGCUGGCUGACGGCAGCCUUGUGCGCUGCACCGAGGAGGAGAACUCGGACCUCUUCCACGCCGUGCCGUGGUCCUGCGGCACUCUGGGCUUCCUGGUGGCGGCCGAGAUCAAAAUCGUGCCGGCUAAAGCGUGGGUCAAGCUGCGCUACGAGCCGGUCCGAGGCCUGGAGAACAUCUGCCGCCGCUUCGCCGAGGCGUCCCAGAACAAGCAGAACACGUUCGUGGAGGGCAUCCAGUUCUCCCUGGACUCUGCCGUCGUCAUGACGGGAAGCAUGAGCGAGCACGCCGAGCCUGACAAGAUCAACAGGAUCGGCCUGCACUUCAAACCGUGGUUCUUCAAGCACGUGGAGAGCUACCUGACAGGCGGCGAGGCCGGUGUGGAGUACAUCCCUCUGAGACAGUACUACCACAGACACACACGCAGCAUCUUCUGGGAGAUCCAGGAUAUCAUUCCCUUUGGCAACCACCCGGUGUUCCGCUGGCUCUUUGGGUGGAUGGUUCCUCCGAAGAUCUCGCUGUUGAAGCUGACGCAGGGAGAGACCAUCCGACGCCUGUACGAGCAGCACCACGUGGUGCAGGACAUGCUGGUACCCAUGAGGCACCUUCGCGCCGCCAUCACGCGCUUUCACCAGGACAUUGAGGUUUACCCUCUUUGGCUGUGCCCGUUCCUCUUGCCCCCCGGCAGAGGGAUGGUCCACCCCGAGGGUCAGGAGGAGGAGUUGUACGUGGAUAUCGGCGCGUACGGCGAGCCUACAGUCAAACACUUUGAGGCGACGGCGUCCACGCGGCAGCUGGAGAAGUUUGUCCGAGAAGUUCACGGCUUCCAGAUGCUGUACGCAGACGUCUACAUGGACCGCGCCGAGUUCUGGGAGAUGUUCGACGGCACGCUGUACCACAAAUUGAGAAAAGAGCUCGGCUGCAAGGACGCCUUUCCGGAAGUUUACGACAAAAUCUGUAAGGCCGCACGACACUGAUGCACAACAGCACUUCCUGUGUCAGCGACAGCAGGUUGUAUCAGGUGCGUCUUACUGUGAAAGAAGUUCUUUCAUUUAUAUCAUCUUUUUAAUGAUCUAUUGCUACCAGCAUAAGGCGUUUCAUCCAAAUGGCUCACACAUGAAACUCAUGACCUCAUAAACAUAGAUGUGAAAAUGAUUCAACCCCAUUUGUAUUUGCAAAAUGUACACAUUUCAAUAGAUGGUCCCUUUUAAUAAAAAUGACUGCUUGUAAUAUUUUUUUA
Nerophis lumbriciformis (worm pipefish) is the source of this 1939-nucleotide messenger RNA. RefSeq names its product 24-dehydrocholesterol reductase (gene dhcr24). The record is from RefSeq and is a predicted model, not a curated record. NCBI's taxonomy places the organism in Eukaryota, Metazoa, Chordata, Actinopteri, Syngnathiformes, Syngnathidae. Gene Ontology annotation, cellular component: membrane; cytoplasm. Gene Ontology annotation, molecular function: FAD binding; Delta24(24-1) sterol reductase activity. Gene Ontology annotation, biological process: steroid metabolic process.